AUGAACGAUGGCGGCAAAGUCCUUCAGACCCCACUUACUUUCUUCUCCCUUGUCUCCUCCCAUUCUCGAUUCCCUCUCUCUAAACAGGUGGAGGGCCCUGAAGAAAGUUCGUUGAAUGGAGAAAGAUCACAACUAUUCGGUACAGACAUAUAUCUCUCUCUCUUCCGUGGCUCUUUUAUGUUUUUGGCUCCAUUAAAGCUUUUCAUGUCAGAUCUUUUCACCCUCUCUUAUCAUCACCAAAUGUUGUUUUGCUCCAAUUUUGUUGAAUCUUCAUCACUGCAGGCGCCAAUAUCCAUGCCUCCAAGCUUCAACACACUUGACUACUCUCUAGAUCACCACCAACACCAUCUUUAUCCACCAAAUCAGCAUCAACAGCACCUCAUGAUGAAGUUCCAAGCUUCUGGUGAUGAAAACAACAGUGGAUCAAUGGUGGAUUACAUGCCUCAAACACCACCACCUCCACCCCAUGGUUUUUAUGGCGGUUCUAGCAAUGGCACGACAUCCUAUGAUAAAUUGAGUUUUGCAGAUGUGAUGCAGUUUGCAGAUUUUGGACCUAAGUUGGCUUUGAAUCAAACAAAAAGCUGUGAAGAAUCUGGGAUAGAUCCAGUUUACUUUCUCAAGUUUCCCGUGUUAAACGACAAGAUGGAGGAGGAGCAAAAUCUGAUGGUGAAUGAUGACCCUGAUGGUGAAGCAGAAAACCAUAAUGAGAGGUUCAACUUGUCGGAUUUGGAGGACAAGUCAAGGGUUGGUGAAGAGGGAAUGAUGAUGAGAGAAGAUGAAGAGACUCGAAUUUCUGAUGACAACAAUUCCGUGCAGAUGCGGCUUCUUGGUCAGGACGAGACUCAGAAGAAUGCAGCAGUGCAGGAAAACAAGAACAAGAGAAAGAGACCAAGAACUGUUAAGACAAGUGAAGAGGUUGAGAGCCAGCGCAUGACUCACAUAGCAGUUGAGAGGAAUCGUAGGAAGCAAAUGAAUGAGCAUCUUCGCGUGCUUAGAUCCCUCAUGCCUGGUUCAUACGUCCAAAGGGGUGAUCAAGCUUCUAUAAUUGGGGGAGCUAUAGAGUUUGUGAGGGAACUGGAGCAACUUCUUCAGUGUUUGGAGUCACAAAAGAGGAGGAGGCUACUUGGAGAAGCUCAAGCAAGACAAGUUGGGGAUUCCUCCCUUGCACAACAACAACCUCCUUUCUUUCCAGCUCUGCCAAUUCCAAAUGAGCAGAUAAAGCUUGUGGAGUUGGAGACUGGACUUCGUGAAGAAACCGCGGAGAGCAAGUCUUGUUUGGCUGAUGUUGAAGUGAAGCUUCUAGGAUUUGACGCCAUGAUCAAAAUCCUAUCAAGGAGGAGGCCAGGACAGUUGAUCAAAACCAUUGCUGCACUUGAAGAUCUGCAACUAAUCAUCCUUCACACCAACAUCACCACCAUUGAACAAACAGUUCUUUAUUCGUUCAAUGUCAAGGUGGCUAGUGAUUCAAGGUUCACCGCAGAAGAUAUAGCCAGUUCGGUUCAGCAGAUAUUCAAUUUUAUCCAUGCAAACACUAGCAUGUGA
Molecule: messenger RNA, 1542 nt
Organism: Sphenostylis stenocarpa
Lineage: Eukaryota; Viridiplantae; Streptophyta; Magnoliopsida; Fabales; Fabaceae
Source: the annotation of a GenBank genome assembly